Labrus mixtus (cuckoo wrasse) is the source of this 975-nucleotide messenger RNA. RefSeq names its product prion protein a (Kanno blood group) (gene prnpa). Lineage: Eukaryota; Metazoa; Chordata; Actinopteri; Labriformes; Labridae. The transcript is spliced from 2 exons. The coding region runs from base 234 to 758 and encodes 174 amino acids. The record is from RefSeq and is a predicted model, not a curated record.
UAUUUAUGUGUGAUGUGGCGAGGACAGCGGCUUACCAUUCAGUCAGCCAAUGAGCAGGUGUGAGACGCAGUGAUCCACUCUACCUGACGGAGAUUGUCUGUAGGACAACAGGUUGGCCCUGAAACACACCUCUUACUUUCUGAGGAGUCUAAGCUGUGAGCGCACACACACGUCUUUACUGUCAGUGGACGCAUCAUCAUCUGAACCGCAACAUUUAACAGGAUAAAAAGAUCAUGUCCCGCCUGCAGAAGCUCCCCUUCACAGUGGCCCUCUGCCUGCUGCUCCUCGCCACAUUGGUCCCCAACUCUGAGGCCCGACGAGGAGGUGGCUUUGGUAGGGGAGGAGGAGGAGGAGGAGGCUGGGGCGGAGGUGGGCGGGGCUGGGGCGGAGGUGGGCGGCAGGCCUACAGACCUGUCCAAAGCAGCGGUCCCAGUGCAGGGAAAGUAGCCGGGGCAGCUGCAGCAGGGGCCAUAGGAGGAGCAAUGCUGGGGUCUGCACUGAGCCGCCCUGGAUAUGGUGGAGGGUACGGGGGAUACGGUGGAGGGUACGGGGGAUACGGUGGAGGAUAUGGAGGUUAUGGCUAUCCUCGACAUGGAGCGGGUUAUGGCUAUGGACCCAGGCCCGGAUAUGAGCAGGAGGGCUCUGGAGAUAUGGAGUACUAUGCCGGGGCAUCCAGUGGCCCCAUCUACAACAGCAUCAUUGUGGUGAUUGGCUCCCUGAUGUCCCUGCUAUUGGGACACUGGGUGGCACUCAUGUAGAGCUGGAGAGAAAGACACAAGCUAAAACAAAACAAAACUGAAACGAAACCCAAAACCUGACAAAGGCCAAAACUAUGGUUUAAAGUAAAAUAUAGCCCAAAAUAUGACCCUGGAAUAAAGAAAAAAUGUGGACAAUUUAUGCUCUCCACACCCACUGACCCUCAAAAACAGGAAGAGGAAUUUGACCUUUUCCACGUCAGUGUGACCAAAGCUGUAC